GUGACUUUUGAACAGGAAGUGUCUGACUGAAAGUCUCCUCCAGUCUUCUCUGCAGCAGAAGUCAUUUAAAGUCAUUUACAGGAGUCAUUUAAAGCUCGUGGCGUGUCUGUGUGGUCCUUGUGAAAAUGUCCGCGGUGAUUCCUCGUGUCGAGCAGCUGUCAUCGAGAGUGGUCCGUGUUUUGGGCUGUAACCCGGGGCCCAUGACACUGCAGGGCACCAACACAUAUCUGGUCGGGACAGGCAGAAGGCGAGUGUUAAUUGAUGCAGGCGAGCGCGCGGUACCGGAGUAUAUUGUCAGUCUGCGCGAGGCUCUAAAGCAGCAUGACACGUCCAUACAGCACAUUAUAGUCACACACUGGCAUCACGACCACACUGGAGGAGUGCAGGAUAUACUCUCAAACUUUCACACAGAUUCAGAGCUGAGGGUCAGUAAACUCCCUAGGUGCCCUCCACAGGAAGAAGUGAUUGGAGACCUGAAGAAGAAAUAUUCCUAUCUUAGUGAUGGUGAUGUGAUAAAGACUGAGGGGGCAACAUUACGGGUGCUGUUUACUCCCGGACACACAGAUGAUCACAUGGCAUUAUUGCUGGAGGAGGAGCAAGCUGUGUUUUCAGGUGACUGUAUUCUUGGAGAGGGGACGGCCGUGUUUGAGGACCUCCAUGAUUACAUGAAGUCACUGCAGAAGCUCCUAAACAUGAAGGCUGACCUCAUAUAUCCAGGUCAUGGUCCAGUGGUCCAAGAUGCAUGUUCUAAGAUCUGUGAGUACAUAACUCAUCGCAACGCAAGAGAACAGCAGAUCCUAAACGUUCUGCAGGAGAACAGCGGAAAUGCAUUCACCUCCGGCGAUCUGGUUAAAGUGGUGUACAAGGAGACCCCUGAACACCUGCACAGAGCAGCAGAGUUUAACUUGCUGCACCAUUUAAAGAAACUCCACAAGGAAGGAAAGAUCUGCCUGGCUGAAGGCUCAAAUGACAAGAAGUGGAAGAGCAAUCUGUGACACUUUUUACCCAGGACACUCAUCUCUCACAGUAACUAAUAAAAGGUUCCCAGUAAGAUCGACUUAAGGGGACACUGGGUGUUUAAAUGUUGAACUUCUGUGAAAACCUGCUCUGAUAAGAGGCUAUUAAAAUGAGAAAAUAUGUACAAGGUAAUGACCCUUGUAAUCCUGUGAAAUGUUAUUGUUGUUUUGGACAUAUACUACCAUCUGAUGAAUGUAGCAUCACAUGAAAACAGUAGCAAAAAUAAUUUUUCCAUGAGAGACUGCGUACAAUAACAUGCAAGUAAAAUAAAGCCACCUUUAUGAGGCUAAUGAUAUAACUGGAAUUAUGUUAUUUCUAUUACUGUAAUUAUUUAAUGAGAUACAAAUAUAAAGUGCCUUUAAUUUGUAACAUUUAAUUAUUUUAAAUGUUGUACAUCCCUAAAAAUGUAGUUGUUUAAAUAAUUUCAUUGAUUAAUUAUGUUAUGCUAAAUCGCAAAUAAAUGAUUGUUUACGGAU
Messenger RNA from Carassius gibelio (silver crucian carp), 1493 nucleotides. Its product is annotated as endoribonuclease LACTB2. Gene Ontology annotation, molecular function: RNA endonuclease activity; single-stranded RNA binding. The record is from RefSeq and is a predicted model, not a curated record. The transcript is spliced from 7 exons. Bases 126 to 995 code for a protein of 289 amino acids. Lineage: Eukaryota; Metazoa; Chordata; Actinopteri; Cypriniformes; Cyprinidae. Gene Ontology annotation, cellular component: mitochondrial matrix.